UCCCUUUUAAAUGACUGCGGAAAAACAGACUCUCGGAGCCGCAAAUGGGAAGACGGAUUCUCAGGCAAGGCUUGCGAAUGCCCCGCAGCCAUCAUUUAACUGCGCCCGCAGAGCAGUUACGGUGUGUCCCUCGACCCUCCCGGAUCGCCUCGUGUGUCCCUAGUGAGACCCCGAGGCUCUGCCCGCGCCGGGCUUGUCGGUAGCUGGAAGCCUGUCGUGCUCUGGGCAGCGCGGGCGCAGGGCACGCGUUCGCGCACACCCGCGCACACACGAAAACGCGCAAGAGCUGAACCGAGCCCGGUUUCCAUUUCAAAAAAGGAGACAGCCUCUACUGCGAUGGUAGAAGAGACCGCGGUGUGACUUAGGGACUGAGAGCGUCGGGCGGUGGAAUGGUCCAUCUCGGAGACUAAUUUUCUGGAGUUUCUGCCCCUGCUCUGCGUCAGCCUUCACGUCACUUCGCCAGCAGUAGCAGAGGCGGCGGCGGCGGCGGCUCCCGGAAUUGGGUUGGAGCAGGAGCCUCGCUCGCUCCUUCGCUCGCGCUCUCGGCGCUCAGUGCCCGGCGGCAGGAGGAGCCUGCACCCCGGCGCCGCCGGCGGGCGGUAGGCGCCGGAGCCCGGCCCCGAGGUGCGUCCCGGAUCCCAGUGCGCGUCUAGCAAGGAGCCUGCGUCCCAGGGGGUGCCGGCAGCGCCGCGGGCCGGUGCUCGGUGCGCCGGGCCAUGCAGCGGCGGCCGCGGCGGGGCUCCGAGCGGCGGUAGCGCCCCCUGUGAGGCGACCAGAGAUGCCCCGGCCACUGUGAACCGCGCCGCCCGCCAGGACACGCUCAGCCCGGGACACGCUCGGCUCUGCGCGCCCGCGACAGGCACCGGGGCGAGGGAGCGAGCAGCGCGGCGCAGGCCGCCCAGCGGGGGCAGGGGAGGCCGGCCGGUGCGGCGCGGGGCCACCUACUCGCUCUGACUCCGGCUGGCACUGGCGGCUGGGGAUGUCGUCCUGGACGAGGUGGCAUGGACCGGCCAUGGCGCGGCUCUGGGGCUUCUGCUGGCUGGUCGUGGGCUUCUGGAGGGCUGCUCUCGCCUGUCCCACGUCCUGCAAAUGCAGUGCCUCUAGGAUCUGGUGCAGCGACCCUUCUCCGGGCAUCGUGGCGUUUCCGAGGUUGGAGCCCAACAGUGCAGACCCUGAGAACAUCACCGAAAUUUACAUUGCCAAUCAGAAAAGGUUGGAAAUCAUCAACGAAGAUGAUGUUGAAGCUUAUGCAGGACUGAAGAAUCUGACUAUUGUGGACUCUGGAUUAAAAUUUGUGGCUCAUAAAGCAUUUCUGAAAAACAGCAACUUACAGCACAUCAAUUUUACCCGAAAUAAACUGACAAGCUUGUCUAGGAAACAUUUUCGUCACCUUGACUUGACUGAGCUGAUCCUGGUGGGCAAUCCAUUUACAUGCUCCUGUGAUAUUAUGUGGAUCAAGACUCUUCAGGAGACUAAAUCCAGCCCAGAAACUCAGGAUUUGUACUGCCUAAAUGAAAGCAGCAAGAAUAUUCCCCUGGCAAACCUGCAGAUACCCAAUUGUGGUUUGCCAUCAGCAAAUUUGGCUGCACCUAACCUCACCGUGGAGGAGGGAAAGUCUAUCACAUUAUCUUGUAGUGUUGCAGGCGAUCCAGUUCCGAAUUUGUACUGGGAUGUCGGUAAUCUGGUUUCCAAACAUAUGAAUGAAACAAGCCACACGCAGGGCUCCUUGAGGAUAACUAACAUUUCAUCUGAUGACAGUGGAAAACAAAUCUCCUGUGUGGCAGAAAAUCUUGUAGGAGAAGACCAAGAUUCUGUCAACCUCACUGUACAUUUUGCUCCAACUAUCACAUUUCUCGAAUCUCCAACCUCAGACCACCACUGGUGCAUUCCAUUCACUGUGAAAGGCAACCCCAAACCAGCGCUUCAGUGGUUCUAUAACGGGGCAAUAUUGAAUGAGUCCAAAUACAUCUGUACUAAAAUCCAUGUUACCAAUCACACGGAGUACCAUGGCUGCCUCCAGCUGGAUAAUCCCACUCACAUGAACAAUGGGGACUACAAGUUAGUAGCCAAGAAUGAGUAUGGGAAGGAUGAGAAACAGAUUUCUGCUCACUUCAUGGGCUGGCCUGGAAUUGAUGAUGGUGCCAACCCAAAUUAUCCCGACGUAAUUUAUGAAGAUUAUGGGACUGCAGCAAAUGACAUUGGGGACACCACAAACAGAAGUAACGAAAUCCCUUCUACAGAUGUUGCUGACAAAAGCGGUCGGGAACAUCUUUCGGUCUAUGCUGUGGUGGUAAUUGCAUCUGUGGUGGGAUUUUGUCUGCUGGUGAUGCUGUUUCUGCUGAAGUUGGCAAGACACUCCAAGUUUGGCAUGAAAGGUUUUGUUUUGUUUCAUAAGAUCCCACUGGAUGGGUAGCUGAAAUAAAGAAAAAGACAGAGAAAGGGGCUGUGGUGCUUGUUGGUUGAUGCUGCCUUGUAAGCUGGACUCUUGGGACGGGCAUUGGCUUCUCCCAGGAGGUGCCGCUAAGUUGGGGUUUUCUGGCAGAUGUGGGUGGUAUUUGCAGGAGGUCCUGCAUGAAGCCUGCGGCUGGCUGUUGUGAGCUGUGUUUGGGGCGCACUGCUGCUGCAGAGGCAGCUCGCAGGCAGCUAAGCAAAUGCUCAAGAAAACAUUUUAAAUUCAUGCUUCCCUCUUGUUCUUACAAUUGCUCAAACACAAAAUUGAAAUGGGAUUCCAUUGGAUUAUGCUUCUCUUCUUAAAGGAGUGCUCCUUGACCAUACUGGAAAUGUAUUGAUUCUUAUUGUUUCUGUUCAUUAAAGGUGAACUGCAAAGUUUACAAAAUAAAAAAAAAAAAAUCUAAGUUUAGGGACAGAUACAAGAACACACUAAACAACCUAAUCUCUAUUUAACACAUAGUUAGCAAUGUUUUCUGUUGAUGUUUAAUGAAGACUGAAUUUAGAAAGUCUCUCUUUUCCGUCUGAAACGCAGUGACUGAGAAAGUUAAGGGCAUCAUUGGGGGGACUUGGUGAGGCCAUGGGGAGAUUCUUUCCUUCCCUGGCAGUAAAGGUCCAGAGUCAUGCAAUCAAUGCUAACGAUUUUUCUAAAGUUUAUUAGACAUCAAAAAAUAAAAGCAGCUCUGUGGUCGGGGGCUAUAGAUUUAGGUUAGGCGUAGUCAGUUUCAGAAUAACUACAAGAGUGAAAUAGACACAUAUGGUGCACAUGUCCUUUUAUUUGCCCCCUGCGAUCCACCUGCUUUUUAGAAGUUUCCUAGUGAGAAGGCCGCAGUAUCUCAUGCUGUUCCCAUGACAGAACUGCAGCUUUUCUACUCUGAAAAGGUCUGCGGGCAGAAUGGCUGGCCUGCUGGGAGCAGGAGACCAUAUUCUAAGAAGGAUAGUCCCCUACUACAUACUACACUACUGCUGGUUUUCAUGGGCAGGAAGGCUCUUCCUGACCCCAGCAGCACAGAGGUAAUGAGUAUGUGCUUUAUCAGGCCCAGCCUCAUUGGCGAGAGGGUAGCCUGGGAGCUACAGAAUCCUGCAUCCCUGCCUUAGUUCUGUCACAGACACCUGUUUCACUCACUCGGCCAUCGAGGUGACCUUUGUAUGCUUUGCUCAGCCUUUGCUAGGUUGGAUCCCUGGCCUGCAGACAGGUCGGGCUGCCCUCGCCCCACCUCACCUCACCCCUUUCUUGUUAGGGGCACGGCAGAGCCAGGCCUGGAGCAUUUCGCUUGAAAACAAGAUCAGCCCUGGUGUUAAGGCAUGCUCAGAGUGGCCACGGCUGGGUUGGAAACUUAUUGACGUUUGAAAGAAUUCUUUUUUGGGGGGAAAUUGUUACUCAAGUUUUGCAGUUCAGCUUUAAGGAUUUAUAGAUUUUUAACUAGUCCAACAUGUUUGGAAACAUUGUUUUGCAUCCCGUGUAACCAAGGCAUUAAUCUUAAUAAACCAGGAUCCAUUUAGGCACCACUUGAUAGAAAAGGAUUACCCAUGAUGAAUAUUUUAUACUGUAUCUUUUACAUUAGCCACUAAAUAUGUUAUUGCUUGAUACAGACAUUUCACAGGGUCCUAUGGAUUACAGCAUUUACCUUGGCUCCUCCGUACCCAUGUACCCAUGCCUCAGAGAGGGGCAGUUUCUCCCAAGCAUACACAGGCUGCUUGUUCUCAAACGUUUUCUUUCCAAAGACACAUUUGAGUGGGAGAGCAGCUGGCCCUUGGUGGGGGGUGGGCGGGGGGGUCCGGAAUAUUCUCUGAAUUCCCAUUUUCUUGCUCACUGCUAAAUGACAGUUCCUGUCACUACUUAGAUUUUGAUCUCUCCCAGAGUUGUUGAUUUACAAAGAGGCCAGCUAAUUGCAGAAAUCUUGAACCCUGAAAGAAAGAGGAAAUUCAUGCUGAGAGCGGAGCAGAGGCUGUCAGUACACCAAGCAUUCUUAAAUAUCGGCCAUUCGGUACAAGUUUUUUUGUGGUUUUUUUUUAAACCUUUUAUAUUUUAUUCCAUGGAACCAGAAAAAGGCAAUGCAUUGUUUAAGAACUAUUUUAUACAUAUCCCAGAGCCAAAAGGAAAAAAAAAAAGAAUAUUUGUACUCAACAGCUAGAAGACUUGCAGGGUAGAUUUUUGUUUUAAAACGGAGAGAAGUGGACAGAUAAGGCAAUUUAAUAUAUCAAAGAGCAGUUGACAUCUCCUAGGGAACGAUGAAAACAGCAGGCUAUUAGAAAAUUAUUUCAUAUGGUUCUUGUGUUCCUUGCUUUUCAUUUUUCUUUAAUCCCCAAAGACCACAGUCAGUGACAUAUUUUCGCAUUUCUAUCCUCUAGACCACCCUCUUUCAUCUUUUGCUUUUUUAUGUCCCUUACAAACAAUCUUUUUACAGCUUCCUAAUGACAUGUAUCAUGUAUUUUUUUUCAGCAUUAGAAAAGGAUAGGCAGCAUUUUUGCUGAAAUCAAGUCCAUUGUCCCCCAACCAGGCCCUGGCAUUUCAGAACCAGGCAGGUGCCCUUCGUCAAGGGCGUGUGCUGGGUGAGUGGACACCCACCCCUGCAGGCGGGCAGCCAUCACCCAGCCUUGGCCAACUCCUGCCUCCCGGGAAUGGGGCCCCAGUUUCCCAAAUCUUCUGAUUAUUUAAGAGAAACUUGAAACCUGGAAUUUUUUUUUUUUAUGUGAAAUGUCCCUAUUUUUAAAAAGUUGGCUCGGUUAUUUUUAAAAACGUUAUGUAGGCCAACAAAACAUGUCUGUGGGUUGCCAGUUUGUUACUUUUGUCUUAAAGCAACAUCAUUGUUCUCUGUUUCCCUCUAUCUUUCCUUCAUAAACGCACUUCCUGGAAAGGCCAUGGAGAGCUUUCUUGCCAUUGGGUUUGGCACCCUAGAGAUCUGUGGCAUGUCACUUACCUUUGGGGCACUCCUGUGACCUCCGCUAGCUGGGGUCUUGGCCUCUGUCCCUGCCUGGGACUCUCCGAUGGCACUGUUUUCCCUCCAUCCCUAAGUGGCCCCACCUCUGAGUGGCCAGAGACAACCUAGCAAGUCCUUUCUCCUGUUUUGUCUGACGUGUCUGACUUUCACUAGUGUCCGUAUCGCCUGACCUACUUGGGGUAGCCAGGUUCGAUGGGAAAGCACACAGCCCAUCCAAGGGUCUUCAUUGUACCUAUGUGGCCACUGGUAAAUGGAAAACAGGCUUGCCACCUCAAGAGGUGUGGGUCAGGCCCUGUGUCUUGAAUGGGGUACAACUGAGACCCUCUGAGGCAGCUGAGACAGAGUAAGGAACGCCCACUGACGUCCCCGGAGCCACCGGUUUGAGGCCAGAAAAGAUACGUCUCCUGACGGGAGAAAAGAAUCCCCACAUACUUUGGAGACAGUCAAUUCCAGAGUUGUCACUUCUGGUCCCCCAGCCUGGGACCAUUUCAUUUUUGACCCAUUGAGUUUCCUUCUCCUCUGUGCCCCCUACUUUUGGAAAGAACACAGAGCACAGAGGGGUAUUGGCCUCUGCCUCCAACUUUUCCAGCAGUCCCGAAGGUCCCCCAGAGUAGCUAGGGCUCUAGGCUCUCCUUCAAAUGGAGCAGAGCCUGUGACAGUUGGGCAGCCUGAGAAGCAGACAGCUCCAGGACAACAAGGCAGGAAUUCAGCUCGCUGCCAGGUGCCAGAGCACACGUGAUGAUGCGCUCCUGCUUCGUCUCUCCUCUAUCUUUGCUCUUGAUCUGCUUAAAAUUCCCGACUUCUCUCUCUCUCUCUCUCUCUCUCUCUCUCUCUCUCUCUCUCUCUCGCCACCUAACCUGACUCCAUGACAGACAGAGGGUUUGUUUCCAUUUGCCUUUUUGGUUGCUUUGCACAUGAUUUUUUGUUGUUGUUCAUCCAAAGUGGGGCCAAACAAGAAUGGAGUGUGAACUACUGUCAUGCCACCGCGGAGCAGAUGAUGCACUCUUGCACUGUUCUCAUACUUUCUGUCUAGAACUCCUCCCUGGCUUUCAUCUAAUUCCCCUCACACAGCAGUAGAUGCUUGUUUCAUCUUGCCUUGUCCAGACCAGAUGCAGAGGGACAGCCACUGGGAGACGGGGCUCCAUCCAGCCACGAGGGCUGUGCCUUUCCUGUCAAGCCAAGGUCAGUGGGGUCCCCUGGGGUCCUGCAGACUGGACUCCAAAGAAACUGGGACAGAGACUGCCAUUUCGUUAAGUGAAUUCUGCUGUGUUCACACACCUGCAGUGCCCACAAGCAAUGUCCGGUUUAUUCAAGGGCACCUGGGAAGGUUAAGGACUCUCCCAGACAGGGCAAGAGUAUAGUUUUCUGUGGGGUGCUGCCAGAUGGAAUUAAGUGAACAGAACUCCCAACCCAGAGAGUGACAUGAAAACAGUUGUCACAGAAGGCAGCUUUCCACUCGGGUUAGUCCAUUUCCUUGUUUCAUCAGGGACAAGAGAACCUCCCGGCCAUCUGAUUCUGACGGUGAGCUCACUCUGGGUUUAAUUCAGGCUAAUAUUGCAGUGGAGCCUUGGAAUGGUCAUUAGUGGACCACUCAAGGUAGGUUGCUAUUGGUUGUAUCAAAAGUCUUAGUUUUCACGGAAAAGAAAAUGUAUGAGAGGCAAAGGAAGGAAGAGAGAUUUUCUCCUUUAUUUUUCUACUUAUGAAUGGAGCAUAAUCAAGUAUAAAAGAGCAAGAGAUUCUGUUCACAACGUGUAGGAAUAUCAAAUCAUCACGUUAUAUCCUUUAACUGUCUUACAAAUUUAUUUGCUAAUUACACCUCAGUAAAGCUAGAAAGAAAGAAAAGGGGGGAAAAAAACUAGCAAAAGAUUCCAGAGAAAGACAAAUCCUUGGGUUUCAUUCACUUCCUGUUCAAAUCCAUUUGCUGUAAUCCAUAGGCAGUCUGUGAAUCAUAAGCAUGCCCUAUUUUUCCCCAUAAUGUUCCAAGGUUUUAAAGUCAUUUUUUCAUGUUUCCUGUAAAUAAUGGAUAAUCAUUUUUAUUUUAUUUUUAAAUGCUGUUUUAACAAUGUGGAUAGAUCAUAAAUGUACUUGCUGAAUUCAUUCAUUUUUUAACAAGCCAAUAAAGUUUUAUAAUUCA
Messenger RNA from Nyctereutes procyonoides (raccoon dog), 7524 nucleotides. It is a transcript of the gene NTRK2, whose product is annotated as neurotrophic receptor tyrosine kinase 2. The transcript is spliced from 15 exons. Gene Ontology annotation, cellular component: plasma membrane; axon; signaling receptor complex. Gene Ontology annotation, biological process: protein phosphorylation; trans-synaptic signaling by neuropeptide, modulating synaptic transmission; cellular response to brain-derived neurotrophic factor stimulus. Gene Ontology annotation, molecular function: brain-derived neurotrophic factor binding; ATP binding; brain-derived neurotrophic factor receptor activity. Bases 980 to 2413 code for a protein of 477 amino acids. The record is from RefSeq and is a predicted model, not a curated record. Lineage: Eukaryota; Metazoa; Chordata; Mammalia; Carnivora; Canidae.